This is a messenger RNA of Psammomys obesus (fat sand rat), 3722 nucleotides long. RefSeq names its product myeloid associated differentiation marker (gene Myadm). NCBI's taxonomy places the organism in Eukaryota, Metazoa, Chordata, Mammalia, Rodentia, Muridae. The record is from RefSeq and is a predicted model, not a curated record. Gene Ontology annotation, biological process: negative regulation of heterotypic cell-cell adhesion. The transcript is spliced from 4 exons. Gene Ontology annotation, cellular component: cell-cell junction; plasma membrane. Bases 1301 to 2254 code for a protein of 317 amino acids.
CAGGUCCCCUCUCCAGCUCCUCCCUCCUCCGUAGGCCACGGAGCUGGCUGUUUUGAGCUCCUGGACCCCUUCGGACCCCUCACUUCGCGACGCUCGCGGCUUCCUCUCCUGGGCUGAGCCUCUAAGCCUUUCAAGUCCUCCUAGAAGGUUACCCGAAGAAGCCGCGGGGAAAAGCCUGGAGUCGGCAGCCGCCACUAGGCCCCGCCCAGCAGCAGCGGAGCAGGGCCGCGCCCGGGACCGCUGCAGAGCGGGACCCAGAAGACUCGGCAAACAUUCUACCACAUAUGUUUUUAAAAAAACAGUCUGAUCGCUCAAAAAUCUGGGACCCCCAAGUUUCCAGGAAUAGCGACUAUCAUUCAUCAUCCUUUCGCCCCCGGCUGACAGUGAUCUUCUGAGACGUGGCUCAGCAGUCGUCACGGCGCCAUUACAGUGUAAUUGGAGACAUGGCACACUCACCUCUACGAAGACCCUCAAGCACACGAAUCUAGUCUUUUUUCUUUGGGUGAGGGGCCUUGCUAGUCAAGACGGCUUGCUCAGAACUCCUAAAAGCUCAAGGCCUGGCACCCUACAUCCUUUUCUUCUCAGGUAGCCAAGACUCUAGCCCACAGACUCCGUUAAACUGAGGGAUCUGUCUCCCAGUCUGCUGGAACCUAGAUUUCUUUUAUUCGGUCAGCGUGGAGUGACCAGAUAGACAAGGACGGGGACACAGAGAGGAAUAAUUGAAUGAGGGGUGGGGGUAAGACUAGGCAUGGGGACCCAAGCUGGGGUGGGGGUAGGGGACUCCAUCUAAAACAAACCGUAAACACACACGUAUCUAUGGCGACAGCAUUCUCGGGUCUACCCUGGAGAUUUCUUUCUAGAGCUAUGUCUGGGAGGAUAGCCCCCGGGAGCCCCUACGCCUCCAGCUGCUGUGUUUUCCUGUUUUGUCUCCACGGUAACGGUGACCUCAGCCCUGCACCCCCUCACUGGUAGGGCCGGAGACGCACUAGUCUUUUGGGGGGCGUGGUAGACAUUAGCCCCGCCUUGGGGGCCGACCGGGAAUAGCCUGAACUGAGGGAAAGCACCUUUUCACCGCCCCAGCCAGGCCCAAACCCCGCCCUCAGCCCCGCCCUCGCACGCUCCUCAGCGGGCCAACUCCACCCAGCCCCAAGACCCUUCUGGUAUGCAGCUGUUGUCCUUGUUUGUGCUGCGGACGCCACUGGCUGGAGAGGGCUUCUGAUCAGCCUUUUCCAGGUGUGCAAUCCUAUCCGCCUUCGGAGCCGGAACUUUCUCUUUCCUGUCCUCAGUUAAGGCUGCAGCCAUGCCGGUAUCAGUAACCCGCACAACUAUCACGACUACAACGACAUCAUCCUCCACCAUCGUGGGGUCCCCUCGGGCACUGACACAGCCUCUGGGCCUCCUCCGCCUCCUGCAGCUGAUAAGCACCUGUGUGGCUUUCUCCCUGGUGGCCAGUGUGGCCGCUUGGACAGGGCCCAUGGGGAACUGGGCAAUGUUCACCUGGUGUUUCUGUUUUGCUGUGACCCUCAUCAUCCUGAUCGUGGAAUUAGGUGGACUCCAGACCCGCUUCCCACUGUCAUGGAGAAACUUCCCCAUCACCUAUGCCUGCUACGCCGCUCUCUUCUGCCUGUCAUCUUCAAUCAUCUAUCCUACCACCUAUGUGCAGUUCAUGUCCCACGGACGUACCCGGGACCACGCCAUCGCCGCCACUACCUUCUCCUGCAUUGCCUGUUUGGCUUAUGCCACCGAAGUGGCCUGGACUCGCGCAAGGCCUGGUGAGAUAACUGGCUACAUGGCUACCGUGCCAGGGCUGCUCAAAGUUUUUGAGACCUUUGUAGCCUGUAUCAUCUUUGCCUUCAUCAGCGAACCAUCCCUGUACCAGCAAAAGCCAGCCCUGGAGUGGUGUGUGGCAGUCUAUGCCAUCUGCUUCAUACUGGCUGCGGUGACGAUCCUGCUCAACCUGGGGGAUUGUACCAACAUGUUGCCCAUCCCUUUCCCCACCUUCCUGUCAGGCCUGGCCUUACUGUCUGUCCUCUUUUAUGCCACUGCCAUUGUGCUCUGGCCCCUCUACCAAUUUGAUCAGAGGUAUAAUGGCCAUCCCCGCCGCUCGUUGGAUGUAAGCUGCACUUACACGCACCCCCACUCAGUGUGCUCCUGGGACCGCCGACUGGCGGUGGCCAUCCUGACAGGUGUCAACCUGCUGGCAUAUGUGUCUGAUCUGGUGUAUUCCACCCGCCUGGUGUUCGUCAAGGUGUAAGAUUAACAAGGGGCUCCUGUCCACAUUCCUCCUUGCAGCAUCUUCACCUGAUUACCCAAGUUUUUGGUACCAUCCUGUUUCCUCCUUGUGUCCCUCCCAUUUCCUCUCCUGUUGUAUAUAUGUAUUCUUCCUGACUCAUUGUUCUCUUUUUGUGUUUCUUUUUCACCCCUUUCUUACCUUUCCUCUUCCAGUAUGCCUGCCCAUAUCCUGGUUUGCCCUUGAGCUUUGGCUCCACAGCCCUCUUUCAUUUUCCUAUCUGAUAUUGUUUUCCUGUUGGUUUUGUCACCUGCCUGUUUUCCUGGGAGCCCUUAGAAUUCUUGCUUUCUCUCCCUCACCCUUCAAAGGUGCUGGCCCACACAUUUCCCACACUCCUUUGCAAUUACCCACACUCUUUUACAGUUCUUUACCCCAUGGGCCUCUUUAGGGGCCAUAUUGCCAAAGCAUGCCUGCAUGCCUGCCUGCCUUAGCUGUGCCUUAGUGUGUGUGUGUGUGUGUUAAAGGGGCUGGAGGAGCAGGCCAAGUGCACCUCUCCUUUCAAGUUCAAAACAAAAUUGUGGAGGUCAGUAAUCUCCAGUGGUCAGAAGUGGUCACUUUACAGUCUCCGCCUCCGCCUGUGACUCAGCUGUGCCUCAGAUUGGCUCUAGAACAUUUUUUUUUACCAGUCUUACCAAAAGCCCACUGCCUGAAGGUUAUCUUAGAUGAAGCAAAAGAUGGAUGCCUUUUCCUGAAUUAUUCUCUGCUAUACAAACAAACUAAAAACCCACCAAAAACACCAUAUGGUUCUAACUCCAACUCUAAAGUAUUUCAGAGGGGCAGUAAUGGUGGCCCUCCUAGCUCAGUGUUAAAAAUAACAUGGCCUGCUUUAGCAGGAGUGAGAAGAAAAAUGGCCUCUGCCGGCCUUAAAAGCAUUAUUAUCCUCUUUUUCCUUUUUUCUCAACAAGAAGACAAAAAUAACUAAGAUGCUCUUUUGCUUUUUGUUUACUUUUUUAAACAGCUUUUGAGAUGGUCUUAUGUAGACUAAGCUGGCCUCAAACUUAACUGAAUAGCCAAGGAUGCCCUUGAACCCUUAGUCUUCACAUCUCGACCUGCCAGGUGCUGAGAUUACAGGUGUGCCACUACACCCCAGUUGUGUAGCCCCAUUUAAGAGGGAAGUUUCUUAAGCAUCUUUUCUUUGGGGGGGAGGGUGGCGUCAGGGUUAUCAAGCUUGGAAUGGCUUGUGUGUGUGAGUGUUGCACAAGAACCCAGAUCUGUGUGUGUUAGUUGCUUGCUGCUUUCUGCUUCUCUGGGACUCACAUGCAUUACUUGGUAUAUACAUAUAUAUAUAUAUGUGAAUGUAUAAAUAUAUAUUUUAUUUUUUUUUAAUUUCCUGGAGCUUUGGGUUCCUAUAGCUCCUGCUGUCAGUCAUCCCUUCCCACUCCCCACAUCCAUAAAGUUCUUAAAAAAAAAUCUCAAUAUAAAUGUAACAGGA